Messenger RNA from Ramularia collo-cygni, 1287 nucleotides. Its product is annotated as related to DNA-directed RNA polymerase II accessory protein. The coding region runs from base 1 to 1287 and encodes 428 amino acids. Gene Ontology annotation, biological process: positive regulation of transcription elongation by RNA polymerase II; transcription elongation by RNA polymerase II. Gene Ontology annotation, cellular component: Cdc73/Paf1 complex. The transcript has a single exon. The record is from RefSeq and is a predicted model, not a curated record. Lineage: Eukaryota; Fungi; Ascomycota; Dothideomycetes; Mycosphaerellales; Mycosphaerellaceae. Gene Ontology annotation, molecular function: RNA polymerase II complex binding.
AUGUCGACAAACGAGAGCGCACCGGAUCCGCUGCUACUUCUCCGUCAAACGAUCGCCAACAAAUCGUUGCCCAUCCCUACCACAUCCGCGGAUCCAUCCUCUCAAGCGCAAACCAAUGUAUCACUCGCGCAAGCUUCAUUUUUGCUUUUCAACUCCGACUCGGCCACAGAUGGGCCGCAGCACACGGCGAUCUCACURACACAACCGACGCGCUUUCAGUCUGCUGCCGGCGAUGGCAAGGCAUUAGAUUUGCGUUCUGUGUUCCUCUGCUGGCUACACAAGGACAGCAGCGUUCAGGAAUACAUCAACGCAACUACUCAACUCAAUGGCGAAUUACAGCAAACUGGUAAGAAUGAGGUCGUUACCAGUCUGGUCUUCUUGGAACGCYUGGAUCUCAACACCUGGCUGACAGGGGAGGUUGGUGAGCACGAGAGCGAGUACAUCAAGGGCGCCAACAACAACGCCGAGGCGCGACGGGACGCCGACGAUGCCGCACAGCUGGCACAGGGAGGUCAGGAUGUGGAAAUGCGCGAUGCCGACGUUGCGGACAGCGUGAAGCGGCGCGAGGAGGAGCAGCGUCUGCGCGACAUCUACGCUGCAGAGCGCAAGAUGGGGGAUCAUAACACCGUUCUUCGCGGUAUUAAGAUUCAGGAUUUCAGCGGAAUGCGCAAGUACAGUGCUCUUUUCCUCGGCAAGGUCAAACCUGGCGUCCCGCAGCCUGGUCAGGCACCUACUCCAGCCCUCAAUGCGAACCCAGCACUACGGCCAACUAUCAAGCCUUCCAAUCCGAACCGGAGGGUAGAGCCCAUCAUUCUUCUAUCCUCGUCCUUUUCCUCCCUCCUUCGUAUGCCUAACAUCAAGUCCUUCCUCAACGACGGCGUUUACGCUCCUCUCGAGCAGUCGGCGGAGUCUCCCUCCAUAUUACACAUCACUCGUCAGCUCCGCACUAUCAACCCUGGGCAAAGUACACGAUUCAUUCUUGUCGACGAUCCGUCACAUUUCCGACCAGACUACUGGUCGCGCGUCGUGGCCGUCUUCACAACUGGACAAACUUGGCAGUUCAAAGGUUACAAGUGGACAAAUCCCGCCGAGCUCUUCAGUCACGCCUUGGGUGUAUAUGUUGGUUGGAAGGGCGAAGUGAUCCCUGAUACAGUCAAGGGCUGGGGAAGACAGGUGUUGAGCGUGCAGAUUGACAAGGGCUCGAACCGUUGGCGGGAUCGGGAGGUGGUGGAAGACAUCUGGAGCCAGAUUGAGGGAAGAAUGCGAAUGAUGGGCAUGGGACGCUGA